This is a messenger RNA of Triplophysa rosa, 2962 nucleotides long. It is a transcript of the gene dact2, whose product is annotated as dishevelled-binding antagonist of beta-catenin 2. The transcript has 4 exons. NCBI's taxonomy places the organism in Eukaryota, Metazoa, Chordata, Actinopteri, Cypriniformes, Nemacheilidae. The record is from RefSeq and is a predicted model, not a curated record. Gene Ontology annotation, cellular component: cytoplasm. The coding region runs from base 122 to 2605 and encodes 827 amino acids. Gene Ontology annotation, biological process: negative regulation of nodal signaling pathway.
UGCGACCACCAAUACAACCGUUCAUUCUCAAGAAGCAAGUCGCACAGUUAACUUACAGUUAAGCGCGUUACUUUGAUUAUUUUCACGUCUCUCUGGAUAUGUCCAAACAAGUCGUCUGAUAAUGUUGGGGAGAAAAGUACCUGGACCGAGUGGAAUGGACCGGGGCAGGAUAGGAGAGAGACUACAUGCAGCCCUAGCCGGACUGCAGGAGCUUCAUCUCCUCCGGGACAAACAGAGUAGUAGGGUGCAGUGGGCUCUGACCCUAAACCGAGAAGAGUCCGACAAAUCCAAACAAGAUAGUGUGAGCACAGAGGAGCUGAGAUUAGAGGCAACACUUAAUCUACUCAAACAACAACUGUCACGUCUGCGUAAACAAGAUGUGGGAUUGAAGACGCACUUGCAGCAGCUGGAUCAACAAAUCAGCGAGUUGAAACUGGACGUAUGCAAAGCCUCCACGGAGCACCUGGAGAGCGACAGCAGACCCAGCUCAGGGUUCUUUGAGCUCAGUGAUGGGGGUUCAGGGUCACUGUCCAACUCUUGCACCUCCGUUUACAGCGAGAGUCUCUCCUGUUCUUCUCAAAACAAUCUGCUUCCCCUCCUCUCCGCUUCAUAUUCUUCACCUGGCCGUAAUGCUUCUGGACCGACCAGCGUGUCCCGUUGUUGUUCUGCUGACGAAAGCAUGGCCCAGACCGACGUUCCGAGAUCGCUGGGAGUGAAACUAGGUAGCGGGUGCAUACGAUUGCCUCCAGGGAAACCACAAAGAGCAAGGCAAAGACCCGUUUCCACAGGUGAUCUUGACCGCGUCAUCACAUCUGGAAUCGGCACCUUCAGAUCUACUGACGUGAAGACCUCCACAAUCUGCGGGAGCCUUCACAACCCCUCGGUAGACGUCAAAUACCAAAGUAACCUAGUGUCGAGCAGCGGGACAGAGGUGUACUGUUACCCCAGCCCACUUCACGCUGUGGCCUUACAAAGUCCCAUCUUCAGUAUCACGGGUGAUCAGGGAUGUCAGGUCGUGUCUGAAGCACAGGAUGAAAACCUUGGAGAUGGACUUGAAGACGUAACCCAGAACCCUAACCAGGGGUCCACAAACUCCCAGUGUGCUGGAUACAUCAACAAGCUACUGCAGCGAAGCUCAAGUAAGAUAAGCCUGUUAAACGAAAUAAGAGGUGACCCCCAUACUGCUAUUAAAAGUAGUGAGGAGCAAAGACCCAGAUCUCAAGAAAUGAACAAUGGACAUCCUCAACUUCGGGGGUCUCUUCAACAGCUAACGUUGCCGUUAGCAAAUACACAAGACAUUGAAAAGACAUCUUCAGCACUAAACGGCAAUCAGCAGAAGAUAAAUAUGGAGUCCAGUUUAGAUUUAGUGAAGGUCCAGCCGUUGUACCGUGACACACACCAGGCACCUCUCAAAGACCUCCAACAGAAUUACAUUCCUCUAAAUAAUGCCAUAGUAAAAACUAGCGCCGAGUCUGACCCUCGUCUCUCAGAUAAGGGUAGCAGACAUUCGUUUGAGUCAUCAUCUGUCUCAAAGUCACUUGAGAGACAAUCAAGUUUUACUCUUAGAAAGGAGGAACAAAGAAGUUUUGAUCUUACACCUCAUUCAGAAGAGUUCGUCCAUGCAGAGUUCGUACCCGCGGGGUCUCAAAGGAUGAAGGUGCGUCAGGCAGACAAGAAAACAAAAUCGGUCAAACUGAGAAAAAAGAGCACAGAGAAACCUUCAACAAAGAAGCAGCAGCAAAAACACUUGUGCACCAAGACCCGAGCGGACAUGAAGCAGUCCGGUUUGUGCAAAGGUAAAGUGACCAAUCUGGAAGAGUCCCACAUGUACUCCAGCUCAGACGGCAGUCGUAAUGGACUGUUCAACAUGCACUGCGUCCAAAACAAGUCUCACCAAACAUCCAAACCCAUCAAAUCUCAUAAACCCCACUACCCUGAACUUGUGCACAUUCCUCAAGAUCAGUCCAGAAAGAAACAGAGUUCCCGAAAGUGGCCUUCGGCAUCCGAAAUUCAGCUACCCACAACUCUCAACGCCCCGAGAUCCAAAGAGAUGCCAGCCUCACGUAAGACAGGCAUGAUGAGGAGUCUCAGCGCAAGGCCUCGCUCAGGUCAGUGGGGCUGUGCUCCACGACCCCUCUGUCAAUCUCUCUCCACCUCUUCUUACCUCAGUUACUUGGAAUCUAGAUAUCCAGCCGCUCCUAAAUCUGGCCGCUACCCUCCUCGGUGUGAAUCGGAGUUUUCGGAAUACUCGGCGGAGUGCGCAUCGCUCUUUCACUCAACUAUUGCGGCAAGCAGCGAUGGGGAGAUGAGCGACUACACCACAAAUCGUUUUGGAGACAGCGAGUCCAGCCAGGGCUCUCAGACGGCGUCGGACUCUGACAGCAGCCUCUCGCUGGAUGAGGAGGACCUGUUGGAGGAAGAAGAGGAAGGUGAAGUUGGUCUAGUUUGGGCUCAGGCUACAAUGGGACCUACGGCUGCGGGCAUUUCUAUGCAGCAGCGACAACGUUCGGAUUCGGCGGCGUGCCGUAUUAAAGCGUCCAGAGCACUAAAGAAGAAGAUCCGGCGCUUUCAGCCAGCAUCACUUAAGGUGAUGACUCUAGUGUAGUUUCACACGUAAUGAUGCCUUUCUAUUUGUAACAUAGCUAGCCUUAAAAACUUGGGACUCACAUGGAGCCUUUGCAAACGUAUCUGAUACAAAAGAUACGUGAACUCGGAAAGCUUUACUUUGUUAUGCUCAUGUUCACUGUCUAAAUGUCAGAAGACUUGAGAAAUUUAGAAAACUUCUUAACAACCUGGAUCCAAUGUCUUGUAUUGAUGUACACUGUAAAUAGGGUCUUUGUAUAUCUUUAAAUAUAAAAAAACCUCUUCCAAAAUUGCUGUGUAAAUACAACAAAUUAAUUUUGACAGUUUGUGAAAUAAAAUAAUACUUAAAAAAACAAUAAAAUGUUGCUUUUCACAUUUG